Messenger RNA from Zea mays, 839 nucleotides. Its product is annotated as ribosomal protein L35p-like. Gene Ontology annotation, biological process: translation. Gene Ontology annotation, molecular function: structural constituent of ribosome. The transcript has 4 exons. NCBI's taxonomy places the organism in Eukaryota, Viridiplantae, Streptophyta, Magnoliopsida, Poales, Poaceae. The record is from RefSeq and is marked provisional. Bases 31 to 522 code for a protein of 163 amino acids. Gene Ontology annotation, cellular component: ribosome.
CAGAAAACUGAGUCAGAGAGGUGCAGAUCAAUGCGGCGGUGGUGGUGCGCCGCCGGCGGCCUCGCCCGCUGCGUCCUCUCGUCCUCCACCUCCGCCAUAGCAUCCCAUGCCCGCCCGCUGCCGGCACCCCUGAUGCCCAAAUCUCCCUCCUUUACCGUCCCUUUCUCCUUGUCCUGUCGCAGGCACCACUCUCUCCAGGGAUUCUUCCACCUGGUCAUCGCUUCUUCCUUCCGCCCUCCGUCGGCGCAUCAUCAGCAAGUGCGGCACUACGCCAAGAAGGAGAGGUCGCGCGCUCCGCUCACGCCCACUAAAUCCAAAGUCAAGAAAUACAAGAUGAAGGCCCCCUCGUCCAUGAAGUUCAGAUUCAGAACCAUGAAAGACGGACAGGUCCGCAGGUGGAGGGCCGGCAAGCGCCACAAUGCACACCUCAAGUCUAAGGAGGCCAAACGGAGACUUCGGAAGCCUGCUUUGGUGCAUUUGGCCUACGCAAAGGUUAUAAAGAAGCUCAACUUCUGUGGGUAGCAAAUCAAUAAAGACAUAGCGGAGUUUGGCAUGGGAAACUAGUUAACUGAUACUGACCGCCAACCGCUGCAUCUCAGUUGUAAACGCUGGAGCCUCUCCUUGGACCAAAUACUUGCUUUUUGUCACAUGAUGCAUUAUCUCGUCUGUUCAGACACUGGUGAGGAGCCUUUUGUUUUCUGCAAAUGUAGCUGGUAUAAUUUUCGCUGCAUUCUGUUAUGCACACAAUCGGAGAGAUUCAUCGUGAGUAGUUUGGAAAUAGCUGCCAGCAAAUAAAAAAGCUCUGUAACAUCCAAUGGCUACAGUUCUUUGUUGUGGUU